Messenger RNA from Aphanomyces invadans, 1438 nucleotides. RefSeq lists its product as hypothetical. The transcript is spliced from 4 exons. NCBI's taxonomy places the organism in Eukaryota, Oomycota, Saprolegniomycetes, Saprolegniales, Verrucalvaceae. The record is from RefSeq and is a predicted model, not a curated record. Bases 36 to 1019 code for a protein of 327 amino acids.
CAGUUGUCGGGCACUUGUAGACACGGUGGGCCGACAUGACCAAGGUGUAUAGCUGCCAAACCAACGGUGGCAAAGACUCGGGGCGCGCCUCGCAGGACGUCGACGCCGCUCCUCCGCCGCGUCGCUUUCACUCAGCGUACCACCGCGUGUCAGUCCUACUCAAUCUCGCCUUGACGAUGAGUCUUGUGAGCACGCCUUUGAUGGCGUACGCGACGGAGCCCUUUCCAUGGACGAUCCCGGCACGGGACAACUUUACCUGGACGUCGUUCGAUACGUACACGGCCGUGGCGACGUCGAUGCUGCAAGCGUUGUACAACAACCACACGAUGGGUCCAGGUGUGGUGUGUAUGCGGAGCGUUGACUCCAACUCGCACGCCGUGCGCUACUCCCUCACGUUCCCACCGUCCCACGAGCUCGUGGACCACCCGUUCGACGCGUUUCGCGCGCUCGUGUCGUUUCCAGGAUCGCUCUUUUACGGCGCGGGUCUCCGUGCGUUUGUCUAUGACUUUUUGGCUGCAAACGACUCGAUGCGAUCGAUGGGCGCGACGUGGCAGCGCUGCCACCACGUCCGGCUGCUUGGCCAGGCCGUCGGGGAAGCGUGCACAUGGAUCGAGCCGCCGUCGACACAGGCGGCGCAAUUCACCGUGUACCACGGCGUCGUCAUUCUCGAAACAGACGUGUGGAGUUGGGUCAAGCUGUCGUAUCGGUCGCUUCUCGCGUGCUACAUCCUGCGGAUCCUCUGGCACCAGUAUUACCGCCACGUGACCGCCCUCCACACGCAGCUGCAGGUCGUCGGGCUGGACGACUGGCCCGAGUGCGCUUCGUUUCACGUUGUGGUCGGCGACCCCACCGGCCUCGUCGUGUCGGAUCCUGUUGUCGCGUUGGUCAUGGUCAUCGACAUUUUGUCAGCCCCACGUACUUGUCGAUGGCCGCUGUUCGCGUCGGCCAGUUCAACGACGUGUUGGUGUUUGUUCUCGGGUGCAUUUACUCGUCCCGCAACGUGUGGUGUGGGUUCUUGACGAUGCAGCUGCUAACAGUGGCCAUCAAGCGGUCGGGCAAAGAAGCCAAGUUCCGCCCGGUUCAUCCCGAUCUGUUGAUCGUGGCUGCCUACUGCUACGGUGGCCCUGUCGUCGCCUUGUGCGCGACAACCCCCGUCAUGGCGCUGUUCCACCUUGUCUGGGGAUUGUUCGUCCCGUCGGAAGAGGCGCACGAAGUGAUUGAAUGCAUCACGGGAAAUAGUUCGCUAUGGCCAUUGCGUACGUGGCACUCACGGGGCCUUGCUUCCGCAGGGUUGGUGGCAGUGUCCACGAUGCUGGCGUCGUUGCCAAUCAUGUACUCGGUGUCGUACGUCCACCUUCGUCGAACGAUGGAAAGGGCUAGAAACGCCUUCUCCGUGACAAAGUCCAAACCUGUGACAGCGGCGGGCCCCGCCGGCAAC